AUGAGUAACUUAAAUAGAUUUGUAAGAGACAGUUUUUGGGGUAGAAUUGUCUACCAUAUAUCGGGACAUAAAUUCUUUUAUCACCAAGAAGAAAGUCCAGAUUAUGUAAUUCCUGAUAAGUAUUUGGAAGAAUUAAAGAAAGUUGAUACUAAUAAUAGCAAACCUGAAGCUGUUAUACCUGAACGUAAUGAUUCUACUGAAACGACUAACUCCGAUGAUAAGACCUUAUACAACGAUAAUAGAAUAAUAGUAGGAUGGGAUGGCGAUGAUGAUCCAGAAAAUCCAAAGAAUUGGCCAAUAUUCGAAAAAUCCUUGGUUAUAUUUCAAAUUUGUUUUUUAACUACUGUUGUGUACAUGUCAUCAGCUAUUUUCACUCCUGGUAUUGAAAGUAUGAUUGAAGAUUUACAAGUGACAAGAGUCAAAGCAACCUUACCGUUAACCAUGUUUGUUAUUGGUUAUGGUAUAGGACCAAUGUUCUUAAGUCCUUUAAGUGAAAACGCUGUUUUCGGAAGAACCUACAUCUACAUUAUCACAUUGUUCAUCUUUUUCAUUUUGCAAAUUCCAAUUUCCUUGGUGAACAACCUUCCUGCUUUAGCAACUUUGAGAUUUUUCAGUGGUUUAGCUGCAAGUCCAUGUUUAGCAACCGGUGGAGCUUCAAUGGGGGAUAUAACAAACAUGCCUUACUUACCAUUAACAAUUGCUUUAUGGUCAAUUUCCGCUGUUUGUGGACCUUCUUUAGGGCCUUUGGUUGGAAGUGUCUUGGUGAUCAAAAGAGACUGGCAUUGGACUUUCUGGUUAGUUGCAAUGACUUCCGGUAUUGCUUUGACUGUUUUUAGUUUCUGUUUACCAGAAAUGUUCGAAAAAACCUUACUUUUAAGAAAAGCUAAAAGAUUGAGAAAGGUUACUGGAAACCCAAACAUUGUCAGUGAAGGUGAAUUAGAAAAUGAAGGUUUAACCGUUAGACAGUUAGCUGUUGAUACUUUAUGGAGACCAAUCGAGAUAACACUCUUUGAACCUGUUGUUUUAAUGAUCAACGUUUACAUUGCGUUAGUUUACUCGAUCAUGUAUCUUUGGUUUGAAGCUUUCCCAAUCGCAUACAUAGGCACAUACCACUUUAGUUUGAUUGCUAUGGGUACAACUUAUUUAAGCGUUGCUGUUGGUGUUUUGCUUGGUGCAGUCAUCUACAUGUUUUACAUCUACAAAAAGUUUGUUAUUCCUUUCCGUAAUAAUGAACCUAUUUUACCUGAAGUUUUCAUUCCAAUUAUGAUUGUUGGUUCAGUAUUCAUGCCAAUCGGUGUUUUCAUCUUCGGUUGGAGUGUCAGUACUGAGACACAUUGGUUUGGAUCAUUGGUAGGUGGUGCUUUAUUUGCUGUUGGUGCCUUCAUCAUUUUCCAAUCAUCAUUUUUAUACUUAGCUAAUUCUUUCCCAAGAUACUUAGCUUCUGUAUUUGCCGGUAAUGCCUUAUUUAGAUCAGACAUCGCUGCCGUUUUCCCAUUAUUCGGUGAUGCAUUAUUUAAUAAUUUAGCCACAGAAAAGUUCCCAGUUGGUUGGGGUUCAUCCAUCUUGGGAUUUAUCAGUGUUGGGAUGAUCGCUAUCCCAGUACUAUUUUAUUUAAAUGGUCCUAAGUUAAGGGCAAGAUCAAAAUAUUCUGGCUACACCUAA
Yamadazyma jaroonii is the source of this 1662-nucleotide messenger RNA. The record is from the annotation of a GenBank genome assembly. Lineage: Eukaryota; Fungi; Ascomycota; Pichiomycetes; Serinales; Debaryomycetaceae.